AUGAUCAGCAGAAAGGGAAUUCUGAUUCUAACGCUUGUAUUCUCUCUGUUCAGCCUUCUCAUGCUGCUGACGAGACACUCGCAAAUCCACGCACCGGAUCUCUCCCACCUUCGCUCUACAUUCACGCACCGGCCAGAUAUCUACAACUAUCCAAUCACCCUCCCAGAUCUCCCAGAUCAGCUCAGCUCAAGGCUUGCGGACAUUCUUGACCAGCCUGCGCUCAACCAUUCCGAAGCUUAUCACAUCAAUUCCGCUAUUUGCUUGCCAAAGACGCAUGAAGCAGUCGGCGAUACGCAGCAGCUCAGAGAGGAAUUAGGCAAUUGGGAGCAAAUAACACCAAAGGAGAUAAUAAAGAUUAGAAGUGAAAUUAUUCAUCACUUAGAGUCUCUCGGAGAAGACGCUGUCUUCAAUUUCGAUAAGGCCGGUUUGAGACACAAUGAAACCACGAAAGGUCUCGUGAUCACAGCCGGUAACAAAGACACACAUGAACGAGCUAUCACGUCCCUCAAAAUGCUCAGAAGCAUGAACUUUACUUGGCCGGCUGAAAUAUUUCAGUAUCGUGAUGAGCAUUUGUCUUCCGAGUUAAAUCAGACGUAUGCCUCCCUCAACGCUACUGUCAGAUAUGUACAGGGUGUAUCGAAAGACUUGAUGAGCGACGACCAACACAACUAUCAAAUUAAAGCGCAUGCUAUUAGAGACUCGUCGUUCAGAGAGGUGCUUUACAUGGACAGCGAUAACAUUCCUAUCCGAAACCCUGACUUCCUAUUCGAUGACCCCAUGUAUGCAGACCCAUCAUCUCCAAGAGUCACAUUCUGGCCUGAUUUCCAGAAGGACCAUCCAGCCAAUCCUAUCUGGAGGAUUCUAGGUAUUUCUUGUCAGUCUGAUGAGUGGAGAAUUGAUUCAGGUCAAAUUAUGUUUGACAAGGCUGGUAACGAUGGAAUGAACCUAGCUGCUCUACACAUAGCAGCAUUGAUGGCUGAUAACCACAAGUAUUGGUUCAAGUUGGCGGGUGGUGACAAAGAUACGUUCAGAUAUGCGUUCCACUUACUCAGAAUCCCAUACGUGCAUGCUCCAAACUGGGUAGCAGCAGGAGGAGCACCAACACCCAUCUCACGCGACAGUAGUAUCAGAUUUUGUGGUCACAGUAAGAUACAAUUCGAUCUCAACACCUUAGAACCAAAACCUGUGUUCGCACAUGCUCAACUUCUCAAGGGUGCUAACGUGGAUCAUACGACAGCAAGUCAGGUCUUUGCCAGUGUCAAGAAGUCGAACAAGGCAUUAGCAUUAAAACCACUUUCUGGUUCGCCUGUUGAGAUUUACGAUGGUCCUAGAGGUAAAUGCUUCAAUCUCCUCGGCAGCGUAAAAAACAGUUACGAAAUUUGGAUGGAGGAUCUAAUGAGAAUCGGCCCUGAUCCGGCUUACCAUGGAUGGAGAACUGCCAAGUGGGAACGUGAAUGGAGACAGAAUGGUGGAUAUGUAGGCGGCUGGUGA
This is a messenger RNA of Wallemia ichthyophaga EXF-994, 1491 nucleotides long. RefSeq lists its product as uncharacterized. The transcript is spliced from 3 exons. The coding region runs from base 1 to 1491 and encodes 496 amino acids. Gene Ontology annotation, biological process: mannan biosynthetic process. Gene Ontology annotation, cellular component: Golgi apparatus. The record is from RefSeq and is a predicted model, not a curated record. Gene Ontology annotation, molecular function: alpha-1,2-mannosyltransferase activity. Lineage: Eukaryota; Fungi; Basidiomycota; Wallemiomycetes; Wallemiales; Wallemiaceae.